AUGGUCCUCUGCGUUCAGGGACCUCGUCCUUUGCGGCCUGAGGAGCGGAUUGGGCAGCAGUCCCUAAGGGCUCGUUCCCUGAAGCUGCCCGAGUCAACUAUGCAGCCCUUGCCUGCUGGGGUCUUCCUGGAGGAGGUAGUAGACGAGACCUCAGCCCAGCCAGAAAGUGACCAGCCCAAGGUGCUGGACCCUGAGGAGGAUCUGCUGUGUAUUGCCAAGACCUUCUCCUAUCUUCGGGAAUCUGGCUGGUAUUGGGGUUCUAUUACAGCCAGUGAGGCUCGGCAACACCUGCAGAAGAUGCCAGAAGGUACCUUCCUAGUACGAGAUAGCACCCACCCCAGCUACCUGUUCACACUGUCUGUCAAGACCACCCGAGGCCCCACCAAUGUGCGCAUUGAGUACACCGACUCCAGCUUCCGCUUGGACUCCAACUGCCUGUCCAGGCCACGCAUCCUGGCCUUCCCAGAUGUGGUCAGCCUUGUACAGCACUAUGUGGCCUCCUGUGCUUCUGACACCCGAAGUGACAGCCCUGACCCCAUCCCUGUACCACCCCUGCCUGCUCCCAAGGAGGAUGCGGCCAGCACCCCAGUGUUGCCCGUCCCCAUGACCACUGCUGUGCACCUAAAGCUGGUACAGCCCUUUGUGCGCAGAAGCAGUGCCCGCAGUCUGCAGCACCUGUGCCGCCUUGUCAUCAACCGACUUGUGGCUGACGUGGACUGCCUGCCACUACCCCGGCGCAUGGCUAACUACCUUCGACAGUACCCCUUCCAGCUCUGA
Chrysochloris asiatica (Cape golden mole) is the source of this 777-nucleotide messenger RNA. It is a transcript of the gene CISH, whose product is annotated as cytokine inducible SH2-containing protein. Lineage: Eukaryota; Metazoa; Chordata; Mammalia; Afrosoricida; Chrysochloridae. Gene Ontology annotation, biological process: phosphatidylinositol phosphate biosynthetic process; intracellular signal transduction. The record is from RefSeq and is a predicted model, not a curated record. The transcript has 3 exons. Gene Ontology annotation, molecular function: 1-phosphatidylinositol-3-kinase regulator activity. The coding region runs from base 1 to 777 and encodes 258 amino acids. Gene Ontology annotation, cellular component: phosphatidylinositol 3-kinase complex.